Messenger RNA from Planococcus citri (citrus mealybug), 1609 nucleotides. RefSeq lists its product as uncharacterized. The transcript is spliced from 3 exons. The coding region runs from base 286 to 930 and encodes 214 amino acids. The record is from RefSeq and is a predicted model, not a curated record. Lineage: Eukaryota; Metazoa; Arthropoda; Insecta; Hemiptera; Pseudococcidae. Gene Ontology annotation, molecular function: N-acetyltransferase activity.
UAUUCGUUUGUAGUACGUAGCACGAUGACUGGCGUGGGUAGAUGAGUACAUACAUUGCACAUUAGGUAGGUAUAGGUUUAGGUAGGUAGGUACUCGAAUGUACCUAUUUCUAGCAACGACGUACAAGAACCUACAGAGUAAACUUGUACGAUAUGGUAAUGUCAGUGCACUGUUCUGAUUCAAGGAGACCAGUUUAGUUAGGUUUUUUCGUGUGUCGAUUGCUAUACUACGUGAUCGUGGAUACAGUUUCAUAUCAAUUACAAGAUUGUUGUUCGAAUAUCAACGAUGGCAGAUUUUAAUUUCAAAAUUAUUCAAGUUACUCCGGCUGAUAAGCAAAGAAUUGGCGCUUUUCUACACGUGGCUUACUAUCCCGAUGAUCCUGUCUUGAAUGCGAUGCGUGUUGACGAAGUUGAUCCCGGUCAAGACGAGCACGUACUUGGUAUCAUUGAUGAUGGAUAUUCGUACGCGGCUGUUGACGAUAAUGGAAUGAUUUUAGGAGUUCUGCUUAUGGGAGAAGUUAAUCGAGACUGUUACUCUAAUCGAAGAAAAGAGAUGGAAAAAUGCUCGUCGGAGUAUUUCUUGAAACUUUUGAAAUUCUACGAAACGAUGGAACUAGGCGCCAAAAUUCUCGAAGUUAGCCAAUACGAUAAAGGAAUAGAAUUUCAUAUCGCUGCAGUAUUACCAAAGGCUCGAAGGAAAGGUAUUCUAAGGGCUUUAUUUCAACACGGUACCGAGGUGGCGAAAAAUAGCGGUUAUAAGCUCGUAAUUUGUACUUGUGCUAGUCAAUUUACCGCCAAUUUGUGUCAAUCUUUACAAUGGAGUUGUGUGUAUUGCCUACCUUAUAUUUAUUUCGAGCAAGAUGGAGAGAGAGUGUUCAAGAAUCCGAUAUCGCCUCAUUUGUAUACUCGAAUUUAUACUCGGUAUUUGUAAUCCGAGGAGUGAUUAUGUUUAUCACAUGAAUUGUGCAUCGAUAAGUGUUUUAUUUUUCGACGAAUGUUGGAAAUUUUCCAAGUAUUGUAGGGUUUGUAAAAUUUUGCCAUAAGGUGGAUACAUUUUGAUGCAAUCGUGUUAGAAUUUUAGCGAAUUGUUUCGUUUUUUGAUUAUUCGAAGUGAUUUUUUGGCUCAAUGUAUUCAAACGUUAGGUUUUUUUUUCAUUAGAAUACGAUUCGGAUAUUAAAUCGAUUGUUAGGUUCCAUUCUAAAUUUUGCACUCCUGUUGGAAGUUUUAAAAACGAUGGACAACAAAAUUUUUCAUAGAUGGAGGAAUGGAGAAGAAUUGGCUCGACUUUUGGUUAAAAUUUUACACAUAUUUUUCUAAUGCAAAAAUGUUGAAAAAAAUAACCAAAAUUUUAGAAAAUCUUGAUUAAAAAAAAAAUUUGUUCAAGAACUCUCAAAACGAUAAUUGUGAUUUUAAAACAAAAUUUGGAAAUGUUCGCCUGUUAAAUUAGAUAUUUAGUUUCCUAAUGAAAACCUAGAUUUUUAUUUAUACUCUUCGUAAUUUUAUUUUUGAAACAUAUAAAAAUUAAAAAUAUUUCGAAUCAAUUUUUAUUGAUUGCUGACUUUCUAGUCAAAUUGUCAAUUUUUUUAAAUUACAUAGUACUUUCUCUUCA